Messenger RNA from Aspergillus homomorphus CBS 101889, 1590 nucleotides. RefSeq names its product putative integral membrane protein (Pth11). NCBI's taxonomy places the organism in Eukaryota, Fungi, Ascomycota, Eurotiomycetes, Eurotiales, Aspergillaceae. The coding region runs from base 212 to 1345 and encodes 377 amino acids. The record is from RefSeq and is a predicted model, not a curated record. The transcript is spliced from 6 exons.
GCCAGUAGUCGUUGCCUCUUGCAUAUGAUACCUUCGAUGUGUCGGAGAUGAGGAGACGAAAGUACGGAGCAGGCAGGAUCUAUGACAGGAUAUAAAGAAAGCAUGGAGACAGGGCUCGUCGUGCAUAGACUUCUGAUCUUGUGGAAUUUUCAACUUCACACAGAAGCGCAGCAUCAUCGCUGACUGGCACCCUCGACUGCUUCCAUCCAUCAUGACAACCACUCUGGAUUUGAGCAAGCUGCCAGCUGCAGAUCCUCCUCCCGGAGUGACCGCCAACUUCGAGAACCCGGAGAAUCUCAACUAUGAGAUCUAUUCCAUCAACAUCGCUCUCUGCCUGACGGGUACCGUGGUCCUGCUGCUGCGUCUGUAUACUCGAGCUUUUCUCCAGAAGACUAUCGCGGCCGACGACUGGUUCUGCAUCUGGGCUCAGAUUUGUGCGUGGAUCUUCGCGAUUCUGGGCAUUAUAAAUAUCGAGAAUGGGUACGGACAUCAUAUCUGGGAUCUGCAUCUCGACAAGAUCAAGCCCUUCAAACAGAAUGAUCUGGCGGGCGAAGACGUCUUCGUGGUCGGCAUCUGGCUGGUCAAGACAUCGAUUCUGCUUUUCUUCCUACGCCUCAGUCCGGAGAAGCGCUUCCGACAGAUGACGUACGGAAUCAUGAUCUUCGUGGCCGUCUACAACAUGGUCAGCCUGCUGGUCUUCACUCUGGGCUGCAUUCCCGUCCAGGCCAUGUGGGAUGUCGCUCUGAUGCCGACCGCUCGCUGCGUGAACCAGUUGGCCUUCGUGUAUGCCAAUGCUGCCUUUAACCUGUUCUCGGACAUCAUCACCCUGGCGCUGCCCAUCCGGCUCUGCUGGCAGCUUCAGACCACCCUCAAGCAGAAGGUGCUUCUCAUGAUGGUCCUCAUGAUGGGUUCUUUCGCCUGUGUGAUUGCGAUCGUCCGGAUCGUGACCAUGAUGCCCUUUAUCCACGACGGCGACCUCACCUGGUAUAAGGUGACCUUGGCCAAAUGGGCGAUGGUGGAAAUCAACGUCGGCAUCAUUUCCGCCUGUCUGCCCGUGCUCCGGCCACUGCUUCUGCAGCUUGCGCCGCACAUCUUCGGCAGCAAUAUUGGCAGCGCGGCCAAGCCUCGCGGCCAGGGUAGCGACGGCAGCGACCCGGUGGGGGCGCGCAAGAAGGUCAUCCGCAACUGGGACUAUCUCUCGACGCUACGCAGCGCCGCCGUGCCGGAGACGCAGGACGACGUGGAGGCGAUGCAUGAGAUGGUCAAGCACGACGCGAACGAGCAUGAGUCGGGCAUCGUCAUGUCCACGGACUAUACGGUCGUCAGCAAGCGGGAGUCUACCUGAUCUAUCAGUGUAUGGUCCUGGGGUCAGAGUCUGUGUCGGGGAAGGGCCCCCACAGUAUUCUGGCAUCUGCUGGCAUUGGGGGUUGCCAGCAAAACCACAGCCAAUUUCUCUUUCGUUGAUUCCUGGGGAUGGGUUUUCUUUAAGAUUCUAGUUUUUAAUUCUUUUAUUUCUUUUCCUACACUCCGCACUAUGAGUUUCAUCGGUCGGAGGGACAUUAUUCUAACCCUGUUCAUCCUGUAUUUAGU